GAGGGCUGCACCACCACCAGUUACCCCAAAUUCCCCACAGAGACUGAGAGAACCAAGAAAGAAAGAACAGAGACUCUCAGUUUUCUUCUGUUUUUCUCUUUUUCUUUUUCCUUUCACGCUUUUUGAUUUUGUUCGGUGGCGUUUGUAUGUGAUUGGGGAGCAUACUCAAACACCCAGUUGGAACAAAUUGAUGCUCUGUUUCUCCGCACCUUUUUCAUUCCAUUGCUAAACUUUUUAACCGAAUCCAACGGAGUGAAACACGGAAUAGAAGGUAAAGAAUUAGAACUUGCAACAAUGGAGGAUGUGAUUGUGAAUCAAUCCAAGUUUAGGAGGAUUUGUGUGUUCUGUGGUAGCAGCCAUGGCAAGAAGAGAAGCUACCAAGAUUCUGCCAUUGAACUCGCCAACGAAUUGGUUUCAAGGAACAUUGAUCUGGUGUACGGUGGGGGCAGCAUAGGGCUGAUGGGUCUGGUCUCGCAAGCUGUUCAUGAUGGCGGUCGGCAUGUCAUUGGGGUUAUACCCAAGACGCUCAUGCCUCGAGAGCUGACUGGUGAAACUGUAGGGGAAGUGAAGGCAGUGGCAGAUAUGCAUCAAAGAAAGGCAGAGAUGUCAAAGCAUUCAGAUGCUUUUAUUGCCUUGCCAGGUGGCUAUGGGACUCUGGAAGAACUACUAGAAGUGAUAACUUGGGCGCAGCUUGGGAUCCAUGACAAGCCAGUGGGGCUGUUGAAUGUUGAUGGAUAUUACAAUUCAUUGCUGUCAUUUAUUGAUAAAGCUGUGGAGGAGGGAUUCGUCAGUCCAAGUGCGCGUCAAAUUAUCGUUUCCGCGCCAUCAGCGAAGGAGCUAGUGAAGAAGUUGGAGGAGUAUGUGCCUUGCCAUGAAAGAGUUGCUUCAAAGCUAAGUUGGGAGAUAGAGCAGCUUGGCUACCCUCAAAAUUGUGAUAUCUCCAGGUGAUUUCUGAACUGAAGAAGAUGAUGAUGAUGAAGAAUUUUGCAAAUGGAGGCGUCUAGUAUGAAGUUUUUUUUUUUUUUUUGUAAAUUCGUUUAUAUCAGUGUCAUUGUUUGAAAGGGCUACU
Cucurbita pepo subsp. pepo (vegetable marrow) is the source of this 1069-nucleotide messenger RNA. Its product is annotated as cytokinin riboside 5'-monophosphate phosphoribohydrolase LOG3. Gene Ontology annotation, cellular component: cytosol; nucleus. Gene Ontology annotation, biological process: cytokinin biosynthetic process. Gene Ontology annotation, molecular function: hydrolase activity, hydrolyzing N-glycosyl compounds. NCBI's taxonomy places the organism in Eukaryota, Viridiplantae, Streptophyta, Magnoliopsida, Cucurbitales, Cucurbitaceae. The record is from RefSeq and is a predicted model, not a curated record.